UCGGGAACGGUUGUUGUUCUGAUCAAGAUGGCUGCUGUUGUCCUGGAUGGAGACUGAGCUCAGGCUGUCAUCCCGACACAGGCCGAGGAAACGCACCGAACCCGCCCAACUGACGACCGUGUAGCCCGAACGGACCCGAAACCGAACCGCUUGAACCCGUUUUAAUUCUCUGCUUAAGUAGGGGGCGCCGUGACACACCGCAGACAUGGACACCACUACGUCCAUCAAGAUGACCACUCUGGCCAUCCAGAACCUGUUCAGCUACGUGGAGGAGGAGAACCUGUCUGCUCUCAAAGCUCACCUGGACCGAUUCAAGGAGGUGGACGGACGCAGCGACAACGGUCAGACUCCUCUGAUGCUGGCAGCGGAACAGGGCAGUCUGGAGAUCGUCCAGGAGCUCAUCAGGAGAGGAGCCAAUGUAAACCUGGAUGACGUGGACUGUUGGUCGGCUCUGAUCUCUGCAGCUAAAGAAGGUCACAUGGACGUGGUGAAGGAGCUGCUGGAGAACAGCGCCUACAUCGAGCACCGAGACAUGGGAGGAUGGACGGCUCUGAUGUGGGCGGCUUACAAAGGUCGUGUGGAGGUCACCACGCUGCUGCUGGAACAUGGAGCUAACCCCAACACUACAGGACAGCAAUACAGCGUUUAUCCCAUCAUCUGGGCGGCAGGCCGAGGACACGCCGACAUCGUCAAGCUGCUGCUGCACAACGGAGCUAAAGUCAACUGUUCUGACAAGUAUGGCACCACUCCUCUGAUCUGGGCGUCCAGGAAAGGACACUUUGACUGUGUGAUGUACCUGCUGGAGAACGGAGCCGACGUCGACCAGGAGGGGGCGAACUCAAUGACGGCUCUGAUCGUGGCAGUAAAAGGCGGCUACACUGAAGUGGUGAAAGAGCUGCUGAAGAGAAACCCUAACGUCAACAUGACCGACAAGGACGGAAACACGGCGCUGAUGAUCGCCGCCAAGGAGGGAUACACCGAGAUCGUCCAGGACCUGCUGGACGCAGGAACGUACGUCAACAUCCCAGACCGGAGCGGCGACACGGUGCUGAUCGGAGCGGUGAGGGGUGGACAUGUGGAGAUCGUCAGAGCUCUGCUGCACAAAUACGCAGACAUUGACAUCAGAGGACAGGAGAGCAAGACGGCUCUGUACUGGGCCGUGGAGAAAGGAAACGCCACCAUGGUGAGGGACAUCCUGCAGUGUAACCCCGACACUGAGACCUGCACCAAGGAUGGAGAGACUCCUCUGAUCAAAGCUACCAAGAUGAGGAACAUCGAGAUUGUGGAGCUGCUGCUGGACAAAGGAGCUAAAGUGUCGGCUGUCGACAAGAAAGGAGACACUCCCCUCCACAUCGCCAUCAGGGGUCGGAGUCGCCGCCUGGCCGAGCUCCUCCUCAGGAACCCCAAAGAUGGCCGCCUGCUCUACCGACCCAACAAAGCCGGAGAGACGCCGUACAACAUCGACUGCAGCCACCAGAAGAGCAUCCUCACACAGAUCUUCGGAGCUCGUCAUCUGUCCCCCACAGAGACCGACGGAGACAUGCUGGGUUACGAUCUGUACAGCUCUGCUCUGGCUGACAUCCUGAGCGAGCCCACCAUGCAGCCUCCCAUCUGUGUGGGUCUGUACGCUCAGUGGGGCAGCGGCAAGUCCUUCCUGCUCAAGAAGCUGGAGGAUGAGAUGAAGACGUUUGCAGGGCAGCAGAUCGAGCCGCUGUUUCAGUUCUCCUGGCUCGUCGUCUUUCUGUCUCUGCUCGUCUGCUGCUCCGUUGCCGUCAUCCUGGGCUUUACCGUCGACCCCAAGCUGGCUAUGGCCGUCUCCCUCAGCCUGCUGGCUCUGCUUUAUCUCUUCUUUGUGGUGGUGUACUUCGGCGGCCGUCGGGAGGGCGACAGCUGGACCUGGGCGUGGCUGCUCAGCACCCGUCUGGCCCGUCACAUCGGGUAUCUGGAACUGCUGCUGAAGCUGAUGUUCGUGAACCCACCGGAGUUGCCGGAGCAGAGCACCAGAGCUCUGCCUGUCAGGUUCCUGUUCACAGACUACAACCGUCUGUCCAGCGUCGGAGGAGAGACGUCGAUGGCUGAGAUGAUCGCGACGCUGUCCGACGCCUGCGAGAGAGAGUUUGGCUUCCUCGCCACACGUCUGUUCAGAGUGUUUAAGACUGAGGAGACGCAAGGUAAGAGGAAGUGGAAGAAGACGUGCUGCGUGCCGUCCUUCAUCUUAUUCGUCUUGGUGCUGGCCUGUCUGAUCACCGGCAUGGCGCUGCUGGCCGUCUUCAGGGUGGACAGCGAGAACCGCACGGUGAACGCGGUGCUGAUCGCAAUCGGUAGCGUGGUGGGUCUGGCUCUGCUGCUGAACUGCAGGACGUGGUGGCAGGUGACCGACUCGGUCCUGAACUCACAGAGGAAACGGCUGCACAGCGCCGCCAACAGGAUGCACAAACUAAAGAGUGAAGGCUUCAUGAAGGUCCUGAAACACGAAGUGGAGCUGAUGGCGAGGAUGGCGAAGACCAUCGACGGCUUCACGCAGCAUCAGACCAGGCUGGCAGUCGUCAUCGACGGGUUGGACUCCUGCGAACAAGACAAAGUCCUGCAGAUGCUCGACACGGUGCGGGUUUUAUUCUCCAAAGGCCCCUUCAUCUCCAUCUUUGCCAGCGACCCCCACAUCAUCAUCAAAGCCAUCAACCAGAACCUGAACAGCGUCCUCAGAGACUCCAACAUCAACGGACACGACUACAUGAGGAACAUCGUCCACCUGCCCGUCUUCCUCAACAGCAGAGGACUCUCUAGUGCCAGGAAGAUGUGUGCUGCUGCACCCGCUAACGGAGACACCACCAACACUGAAGCAGGUUGGCAUGAAGAGCUGGACAGGAAACUGUCUCAGCACAGUUUGGGAGAAUUAACCAAGUUUGGCAGCAAGACGGCACUGAACCGCCGGGACACGUACCGGCGGCGUCAGGUGCAGCGCUCAGUGACUCGUCAGAUGUCAUUCGACUUGACGAAGCUGAUGGUGACGGAGGAUUGGUUCAGUGACAUCAGCCCACAGACCAUGAGGAGGCUGCUCAACAUCGUCUCUGUCACAGGUCGUCUGCUGCGAGCCAAUCAGAUCAGCUUUAACUGGGACCGCCUGGCGUCAUGGAUCAACCUGACAGAGCAGUGGCCCUACAGGACGUCGUGGCUCAUCUUGUACCUGGAGGAGACCGACGGAGUCCCGGACCAGGCCACGCUCAAGACCAUCUACGAGAGGGUGUCAAAGAACAUCCCGACCACCAAAGACGUGGAGCCGCUGCUGGAGAUUGAUGGAGACGUUCGCAGCUUCGAGGUCUUUCUGUCGUCGCGAACGCCCGUCCUGACAGCCAGAGACAUCCGCACCUUCCUGCCCUGCACCGUCAACCUGGACCCCAAACUCAGAGAGAUCAUCGCAGAUGUUCGUGCAGCCCGAGAACAGAUGAAUAUGGGCGGGGUAACGUACCCCGCCCUCCCGUUGCAGGAGGCUCAGCCUCGCCCCACCUCGGUCUACAGUCAGGUGUCGUCGACCUGCUCGCCCUCCGCCUCCUUCAGUGGACCCUUCAACCAGCCAGCGGGGGGCGUUGUCUCCCCUCAGCCUCACAGCAGCUACUACAGCGGCAUGGCGGGCCCCCAGCACCCGUUCUACAACAGGCCAUAUUUCCCCCACCACGUUUACCAGCUGCCACGUCCACUCGUGGCCUCCUUCCCACCACACUUCCAUCCACGUCUGCCCACUAAAAGCUCCUUCAGCAGAGACGCCACCACCGCACUUUAUAAGAGUUCAUCUUUGAAAAGGAAGCAGGGCUCAGCCUCCGUCAUGUCAGGCACUCCCGCCAUCCUCCUCAGCUCCAUGACGACGGAGUCCGUCUGUGAGCGCGUGCGACAGAUUGAAGGCAUCGACCAGAGCAUGAUGGGACAGUAUACCGCCACCAUCAGGAAGGCAAACGUCAAUGGCAGAGUUUUGUCUCAGUGUAACAUCGACGAGCUGAAGAAGGAGAUGAGCAUGAACUUUGGAGACUGGCAGCUCUUCAGAGCCACGGUUCUGGACAUGCGUCACAUCGAGAGCCAGGUGUUACACGAGGAAGUUGCCAGUGAGCAAGGCAGCGUUGUUGGUGGUCACACUGAGGCAGGAAGGCGUGCAGUGGCUCCGCCCCACGCUGGUGCUGCCAACCCCGAUGCUUCGCCAAUGUACAGUUUCAACCUGAGCUUUGAGGAGCUGAGCAACGUGGGUCUAGAAGAGGCACCACGACAUGGAAACAUGCAGUGGAUGGGUGGCCCUCACCGCACCGCCAGCAUGACCAGCCUGAACUCUCAGGAGUCCUCAAACGACAUCUCCAAGCUGACGGACAAGCAGCAGGCCGAGUACCGUGAUGCCUACCAGGAGUACAUCGCCCAGAUGGCCCAACUGGAGAUGGGCGGCGGCGUUGGAGAGAAACCCGUCCAACCUCAGCCGGGACAGUUCAUGACAUCAUCAUCUGAUGACAAGAGCAAGGACAGCACAGAGCCAGAUGGACGCAAAUUCUUCAACAAGAGAAGCGGCAGCAAGCCAGCUGCAGACAACACUGAGUUCGCCUCCAACGGUGAAGCGCUAGACCCCAUCACAGAGGAGGAUGAAAAAGGUGACCACGGAUCCUCCAAGUCCAUGUUGACCCGCAAGACCUCAGCUGAAAGAGUUGGGCUGUUCCAGGGCGCUGCUGACCUGAAGCUGAAGGCUGGUGGAGGGCUGCGCUACCAGAAGCUGACCAGUGACGAUGAGGAGUCCGAGGAGUCAGAUCAUGCCCCCUUGUUGAAAGACGGCAAGAAGAUGGUCGACCCCAAACUUCCCGGCGGCUCACUGGCGCUGAAGGGGAAGGACUACCUGUCAGACGCCAUGCUGGACAAGAAGGAUUCCUCCGACUCGGGGGUUCGGUCCAACGAGAGCUCGCCCAACCACUCGCUGCAGGACGAGGAGGCGGACCUGUCACAGCUGGAGAGGGCCAACCUGAUCGAACUAGAUGAGGAGAGCCUUGCCAGGAAGCGUGGCCUUCCCAACAGCCUCAGCGGCCUCCAGGACCCGGCCGUGGCCCGGAUGUCCAUCUGCUCCGAGGACCAGUGCAGCCUCCUGGCCAGCAGCCCUGAGGAGAGCUGGACCUCUUCUAAGAGCUACAACCUGAACCGUAUGCCGAGCAACGUCACCCUCAACAACAACACCAACGCCCAACAGGGCAACCGCCCCCGCCAGCCAGCAGAGGGCUCCACCUCCUCCUCCAACCCAACCUCCUCCUCCUCCACCAGUGACGUCAUCCUCUCACCAAGCUCCGGGACCACCGGCACCACAACCACCACCACCACCAGGCCAGGGCCCAACAAUGAGAACGUCCGAGUGGUUCACCUGAAGAGGGGGCUGAAACCUGGAGACCCACCGGAGAUCUGCACUGUGUCCUCCGACACCGUUACCUUCGGCGAGGAGCGUGAGAGCAUCCUGUGAGCUCACAAAGAAGAUAAAGAGAGCACUGAGGGUCCACCAAGAGCUGCCCUCCAACCUCCCGGACCAACGAGAAGUGAAAAUAAACAAGUCGUAAUAAGGUUUGUCUUGACGUUUAACAAGUUGAAGAUUUAAAAGGUCGUGAAAUUUAACAAACGAGAAAAUACUGUUUGACAUUGUGAGAAAUCCUUUGAUGAGUUGAUUAAGCACUUGUUUGACUAAAAUUUAAGUAAUUUGGACUUUAAAACACUAAAAAUGUCUCACCGUUGAUACGGUGACAUAGAAGAGGUGAAGAGUGGCUGCUGGUGGACUCAUACUUUUAGUGUCUUGUAUCAUCAGUGGUGUUCUUGCAUGCUCACAGCUAUACUCUGUAGAUGAACCUGAAGCUUCGUAGUGACGUAGGAGCUAAAGUAAAGCUGCUGCAUGUUGUUAUUGUGAUGAUGUGACGUGUCGCCUCCAAGUAUCAACACUUUGGUAUUGUUAUUUGUUCAGUAGAUAAUAACUGUCACAAAUGGAACUUUUAGACUUGUUUGCAGGUAACCAGGGUCCAAAGAUCUGCUCUAAACUGAAGCUACAAAGUUGAACGUAAGUCACCAGCUGGUUGAACUUAUCCCUGUAGAUAUGAUUGUAUGGCUGUCUGUAGUGUAGAAAAAAGUGGACACCAGCUCGACUUGAGAUCUCAACCAGUGACACAAUCUCUCUCUGGAAGCUGGGGAGGAAUUUUAAGUUUCUGAGCUUAUACUGCAGACUAGUAGAACAUGACAGCAUGGAAAUCUGCUGCAAUCUGUUGAGUUCAAUCUGAUACAGGAAGUUUUGCAGCUUUACAAAGAUGCAAAAAAAAAACGUUGGAAACCAAGAUCGCAGUUAGAACAUGCUGAUCUUCAGGUGAUUUUUAGUGUGAUUCCAAAUUAGGAAACGCAUCAAAGUGCACAUCUGUCACUGGAGUCCACUCACAUCCACUGAACUAAUCUCAAUAUGGAGUUGUGGCAGGUAAAUAAACAGUACUAUUACAGUAUUAAGUUGUUAUAUUAGACAUCUUGUUUCAGCAGUAAGGAUAGAUCUGUUUACAUGUCAGUAAAUGUGCUUUUUUUUUUUUAUACUUUGUGUGCCAGUAACCUUUAUUAAGCUUUUUAAUGGAAGUGAUAAAAGAACACCUUCGACAUUACUCUCCUUUAAAAUACUAAAAUAUUUCAACAUUAAAACCAGUAAAACCAGUUUCUGUACUGGUUGUUUAUCUUAACACUAGUUUGUCCUCUUUAAAAGGAAAAAGACAGCAGAUACUAACAGGUCAGUUAAGUUUUAAAAACUGCUUUUUGUUUCUUUGUCUUAAAAAGAUGCCACUUUUACAGAUUCUCUUGAUUUAAUGUGAAAAACAAAGGCUCUCUUUAACUUUGAAAAAUGACGUUUUCACAGAAGCGUCUGAUUGAGCUGCGAGCAGAAACUGAUCGAUCGGCUCUUAAACUGUCAGUAUUGACUCCGUUUACAGUGUUGGUGGGUUUACAGUUGUUUGUGCUGAAGAUGUUUGUUUGGUUUAGAGUGAAAUGAACAAAUCAGUGGUUGUGUCUCAGCGUUGUGUAUUGUGACAUGCUUUCGUUGACUCCAUCAGAAAAUCAACCAUUUCAACUGAUCGAUCAAAUGCCUGAAUGAUUUUCUAGCAAAUACUUGAUGUCCCUGCUUCUCAAAUAGGAGAAUUUGCUUCUUUUCUUUGUUUCACCCGAGAGAAAAAAGGAUCUCUUUUGGUUUUGAACUGUUGGCCAAACAAAACAUUAGAAAGAUGUCACAUUCAAUAUUUAGAUCGUUUUUUCUGUGUUUUUUUCCUUUCAUUUUUAUCGUUAUUGAGAGGAGACAACGGUGGACAAACAGAAAUUUAAAAACACUAUUUUUUUUUUUACCUUAUUUAACUUAAUUCCAGUAAAUGCAACAGAGGUUUUGUUGAAAAAGUAAAAAGAAAAACAGUAAGAUAUUUCAGCUCUGCAGAUUUCCUUCAAAUUUCAGAAUGAAGUCAAACAUUUUAAUAAAAGCUGAGAACAAAGUUUUCUUCAAAUUAAAAGCCUCCAUUAUAUGUAUGUUUUUUAUGUAAAUUUGUGAUGUGUUCAUUUUUAAAGACAUAUUUAGGUGGUGCUGGAUGUUUUGUUGUAUCUGUUGUUCAUCUCAGUGCUCUCCAAUAGAUUUAACAUCUGUGACUCAUCUGAAGAUGAAUUUAAGGGAAUCUGUUGUCUCACUCUAAAGUAUUUAAUAAAAUCUGGAUGUUGAAUGUUAAA
Messenger RNA from Amphiprion ocellaris (clown anemonefish), 7728 nucleotides. It is a transcript of the gene kidins220b, whose product is annotated as kinase D-interacting substrate 220b. Gene Ontology annotation, molecular function: protein binding. NCBI's taxonomy places the organism in Eukaryota, Metazoa, Chordata, Actinopteri, Pomacentridae. Bases 206 to 5470 code for a protein of 1754 amino acids. The record is from RefSeq and is a predicted model, not a curated record. The transcript has 30 exons.